Messenger RNA from Octodon degus (degu), 4290 nucleotides. RefSeq names its product F-box protein 28 (gene Fbxo28). NCBI's taxonomy places the organism in Eukaryota, Metazoa, Chordata, Mammalia, Rodentia, Octodontidae. Gene Ontology annotation, biological process: protein polyubiquitination. Bases 27 to 1133 code for a protein of 368 amino acids. Gene Ontology annotation, molecular function: protein binding. The transcript is spliced from 5 exons. The record is from RefSeq and is a predicted model, not a curated record.
GCGGGGGAAGGGAUCGGGCUCACAAGAUGGCGGCGGCGGCGGAGGAGCGGAUGACUGAGGAGGGAGGCGGCAGCCACGGUGACGGCGGCUCUUCUUCGGCCGUCGGCUCUGCCCAGCGACAGCCCCCGCCUCUCCCUGCCCAGCCCCCGCAGCCGGGGACCCAGGUGCCCCCAGCGCCGGCGCUGGCUGCGGACCAGCUGCCUCAGAACAACACGCUGGUGGCGCUGCCCAUCGUGGCCAUCGAGAACAUCCUCAGCUUUAUGUCCUACGACGAAAUUAGCCAGCUGCGCCUGGUUUGUAAAAGAAUGGACUUAGUUUGCCAGAGAAUGUUGAAUCAGGGGUUUCUGAAAGUGGAGAGGUACCAUAACCUGUGUCAGAAGCAAGUGAAGGCACAGCUCCCAAGGAGAGAAUCCGAAAGGAGAAACCAUUCUUUAGCUCGUCAUGCAGACAUCCUUGCUGCUGUGGAAACAAGGCUGUCACUGUUAAAUAUGACUUUUAUGAAGUAUGUGGAUUCCAAUCUCUGUUGCUUCAUCCCAGGAAAGGUGAUUGAUGAGAUCUACCGUGUGUUGAGGUAUGUCAAUUCUACCAGAGCCCCACAGCGAGCUCAUGAAGUCCUCCAGGAGUUAAGGGACAUUUCCUCCAUGGCCAUGGAAUACUUCGAUGAGAAGAUUGUUCCCAUUCUGAAGAGGAAACUGCCAGGGUCAGAUGUAUCUGGAAGACUCAUGGGCUCUCCUCCAGUUCCAGGACCAUCCGCAGCCCUAACGACGAUGCAGCUCUUCUCGAAACAAAACCCUUCGAGACAAGAGGUUACUAAACUCCAGCAGCAGGUUAAGACCAACGGUGCUGGAGUGACUGUUCUCAGGCGGGAAAUUUCUGAGCUUCGCACCAAAGUGCAGGAACAGCAAAAACAGCUUCAAGACCAAGACCAGAAACUGCUAGAACAGACCCAGAUUAUAGGUGAACAGAAUGCGCGGUUGGCAGAGCUGGAGCGCAAACUCCGGGAGGUCAUGGAGAGCGCGGUAGGAAGCUCCUCGGGGGCGAGGCAGAGUGAGGAGUCUCCUCGGAAGCGGAGAAAGGCCACAGAAGCCAUAGACUCGCUUAGAAAAUCUAAGCGGCUUCGAAAUCAAAAGUAGGUUGGAGACUGGGCCUUGCUCCAGAGGAAGGUGUGGCUCGGCCUAGCAGGAUCCUGGGAACAGUGCUGUGUCAGGGCCCUCUAGGCUUCCAGAAUACAACUUCAGCCUGAACUCACAGUUGGGACAUUCACCCCCUGCUUCUCCUUGUGGAACUACGCACAGAGUUUUUACUUUGCAAUAGAUUUGUACUAACCGGACCUGCUCUAUCAUGUUUGGGGAGUUGACUUUUUUCUGUGCAGAUAAUCUCUCUUUGUUUCAGCAUAUGUGCACAUUACCUAGGAUCUUAAGCAAACCAGUCCUGACAGACUAGAAGUUGUUUCAUAAAGAAAAUGUCCUGUUCACUUGAAAGGAAAAAAAAAACCUACUUUUUAAAUGGACACUAUCAGGGUUAAAAAAAAAAAAAAAAAAAAAAAAGUUGACUUUUUGUUAUAAGUGACCUUUGUCUGGAAUGUCUGAAAAGUAGUUAAGCUUUUUGGUAUCGAUGUAAUGGGUAACUGAAAGGACUUGCAUAGUGUUGACUGUAGAAGGAGCCUCUACAGUAUUGACUAUAUAUUUUUAUAAACUACUGGCAAGGGACAGAUCCAGUUGGUGUCCACGUUUUCAGUUCUCUGGGGCCAUGUCCUACAUUCGCAUGGAUGGAUGCAUGCACGCCUAGUCAGCCCACUUAAAAGCUCUUGCACUGGCACUGAUCUUGAACCUCUACUUCUCCACUUAGCAUCUCAUUGAUUUAAACGCUUUAUAUCUUCCACCUCAACUGCUUGCCUCCAGGGGAGAGUUGUUAGUCCAUUUGUCCUCCAGUUUUAUAGGAACAAAAGACUAUUAAAGCUGUUGCUUUCUCUGUCCUCUGUAGGGCUCAGGUACACUGGCUGUGGUCAGACCCAGGUCCAAGGCCCUUUCUGUUAAGACCAGGCCUCUGGGAGCUAGUACUGGUCUAACUCCUUACUGCGCCUGAUGGUCAAAUGUGGGACCCAGCUAGUAGGUUUAGUUUUGCCACUGAAGGAAAAUUCACUGAAGAAAAUGGUGCCAUGAAAAAGCAAUUAGAUCACUUCAUUGUUAGGAGCUGACCUGAGGGAAGCUUUUUAAUUUUAAUUUUAGGCUUUCCUUGUCCUAACUUUAUACAGAAGCUUUAAUUUUGUUUGCACUCCUAUUUUGAGCUUGUAACUGGAAAAGCAUGUCUUGCACUGUUCACCCUUCCAAGUGGUCACUUUAACAACCUCCAAAUGUGUACAGUGGUUCUCUUCCUGAGCUGUAUACUUUUGAGACAUUCAGUUAUCACUGUCCUAGUUUUAUUUUAAUGUACUAAAUUAUAGUUAUUUGACUGUUCUUUUAAACUGUUGCCUUGGGCUUCCAUUAUUUAAAGUAAAUGUAGGUGUAAUAGAGAAAACUCUCCCUUUCCAGGUGGGAGUUUGACACCUGUGUAAAACCCAAGGUUUUGGUAAGUACCUUAGUUGAAUAAAAGCACAAGGUUAUCCACUCCUGUAUCCGUCCAGCAUGACAUGGUUACUCCUAUUUUAGGUUAAGUUACCAAAUGAAACUUCUUCCUGUCCAUUUUUCAUAUUGUCCUUUUAUGAUUUUUAUCCUCAGAUUUUGAUCAGUUCUAUGUCUUCACUUUUAAACUCCAUUUACAUACAAUGUAGUAUGUUUUCAGUGAAAAACCCUAAAAUAACGUCCAGGUGUUUCAUGGUUUGUUGGGAAGGUAAUUUUAAAAUAAAGUUUCCUAAAACAUUUGUCAGCCAAGGUUAUCUGUAAAAGUCCCUGUCUGGAACACAUUUUCUCAGCAGGUCUUACUCUUGCAAUCCUAGGAUUUAGCCAUAUUACCAGAACUUCGGAGGCGGCCUACUGGCAAACUCAUGGCCUUUAGUAGUUGUCUUUCUGCUAACAGGAAGACUUUUUGAAGCAGCCCAGUGCAGGUUUACAAAGUAUGAUCCUUAAGCAUCAAAGAGGAAUAGCCUCAAAUUAUUUCUGCAGUAGUUGAAAUAAAUUGUUAAAAAAGUUUUCUGAAUUUCUUUUAAAACUCUGUCUGGUUAGCCUAACUGUAUCUGUAGUUUUGCAUUGGUAACGUGAGUGUAUGACUCUCACAGUGACCGUCCAUAGUAUUAGAAAGUAAAUUUUCUGUUCUUCAGACCAGAUUUCUGCAGCACAGUCUUGAGUUGCACUUGCCAGUGUGCGAAUAUCCCAUGUGCAGGAAAACCAAACACUACAGUUGAAGUGUCAGACUAGCUAAACUACUGUGGGUUGUUGCCUGCACUUCCUUGAGCCAGCUGUUAGGGUAGCUAUUGCACCUGCUCUGGGGUAGUGUGUGGAUACUGAGGGUUCUGAAGGUCGCACUUCAUUUUCAGCAGCUAAAACAGAUAAUAUUACAUUGCUUUGGAAUCUAGCUUUGUAGGAGAUCACUCUGAAUUUUCUGUUGGUCAUCUAAAUGCUGUGUGUUGUUAGUAGCACAACAUUUCAUAAAGUAUUUCCAUCACCUUGACUGCUUUUCAGAGACUGUUUUACUGUGUCAUACCCACCUAACUGAAUUCUGGUACCACCCCAGGAUGUGUACAAAUGUGAAAAGAUGAGCGCGGGGUGUGGAAAGGACUGCCCCCGAACCGCUCCCCUGCCUCAGCCCUCACGUCCCGAGGCCACGGUCUGGUGUCCUGACUGUUUUGCCACUGGGAGCCUGGAAGUAGGGGCAGAUGUGGGUGCGUGCAGAGCAGUCCUGCUGUUCCCAAGCCUGUCAGUGCCAUCAGGUCUAAAGCCACUGGUUUUGGAAGUAAUUUUUUGUAAAACAUGUUUUGGAGUACUGAACUUCACAGGGGAUUGCCUUAAUCUCUAUGUAGUAGUUUCAAGAUGUAUGCGCAUUAUUCUACAUGUUGAAAUUUUAGAAUAUUCUAUGUAGCCCCAAAUGUGGGUAAAACAGUAUAAAUAAUGCUUAAAUAAAUAAGCAAAAAGGUGUCACUACAGCUGGAUUUUGAGAGAAGACAUAAUAGGCUAUGCUUCAUAACAAUAAUGGCACCUUGGUAUUGCACUAUUUUUUGCAUUAUUUUAUAUGCCAUUUCAUAGCCUGCACUUUAAUCUCCAAAGAAACGAUGUAUGAUGACCCAGUUGUUAUUAUUAAUAAACUUUUUCCUAGACAGGGCACUUAGUUCUAUUUUAUUGUACUGGAUAAGUUUCU